AUGGCAGAUAUUGAGAAACUUUUAAAGCAGGCAGCUAUGCAAAUAGGUGCUGGUGGAAGUGCUGGUUUCAUAGAAGUAUGCAUAAUGCAUCCUCUGGACCUCGUCAAGACUAGAUUACAAUUACAAGCAACAGCGAAAUCAUCACCAAAAGCCGUAGAUCCCCAUCAUUAUAAUGGAAUAGUUGAUUGCAUGAAGAAAAUGUAUAAAUAUGAAGGAUUGACGUCAUUCUGGAAAGGAAUUUUACCACCAAUUUUGGCUGAAACCCCGAAACGUGCAGUAAAAUUUGUUUGUUUCGAGCAAUAUAAGAAAAUAUUCUUCUUUGGGGCAAACACGCCAGCUCCUGUGACUUUUGCCUUAGCAGGUCUAGGGUCAGGAAUCACUGAGGCGUUAUUAGUGAAUCCAUUUGAAGUGGUGAAAGUUACGUUACAAUCAAACAGGGCAUUGGCUGCACAAGUGCCAAGCACUUGGUCUGUGACGAGGCAAAUAGUACGAGAAAAUGGUCUAGGGUUUAGGGGUCUUAACAAAGGUCUGACAGCUACUAUGGCCAGGAAUGGCAUCUUCAACAUGGUUUAUUUCGGCUUCUAUCACAGUGUCAAAGGAUAUCUGCCGGAGUGCGAAGACUCCUUGCUAGAGUUUGGUCGUAAGGUGGCCAUUGGUUUCACAUCAGGUGUUCUAGGGUCAUGUGUGAAUAUUCCCUUUGAUGUAGCCAAGAGUCGAAUCCAGGGUCCUCAGCCGACUCCCGGCAUCAUCAAAUACAGUUCCACCACUAACGCUAUACUGUUAGUGUAUAAAGAGGAAGGAUUCCGUGCAUUAUACAAAGGUUUAUUACCAAAGGUCCUCAGACUGGGUCCCGGUGGUGCGAUAAUGUUGGUUGUGUACGAUUACGUUUACAACUACCUUGAAAAUAAAUUUCAACCGAAAACUUUAUAUUAA
Messenger RNA from Danaus chrysippus (African queen), 933 nucleotides. NCBI's taxonomy places the organism in Eukaryota, Metazoa, Arthropoda, Insecta, Lepidoptera, Nymphalidae. The record is from the annotation of a GenBank genome assembly.